AUGACCCUUAACUAUGGUCCACAGCCACUCAAGGAGCUCAAUACAGUGACUAGGCAUGGAUUCGAGGAGCAAUACUCGUCGGAACAGCAGCUAGAAUCACUGGAAAAUGACUUUAUGUUUUACUUCGAUGACAAGAGACAUCGAACGAAUGGUAAUCCUACUCCUGAUCAAGUCAAGGAAGAGGACAAAGAUCAUUAUUAUCAGCCGAUUUACGAUUGGAAAAUAAUGAAAGAACGGCACAAGACGGUUUCCGCAGCGCUUUUGUUAUGUUUGAAUUUGGGAGUGGAUCCACCAGAUGUCGUCAAAACGCUUCCCUGUGCGCAUUUGGAGUCUUGGGUGGACCCUCUGAAUUUCCAGGACUCUAAGAAGGCCAUCGAGCAAAUAGGCAAAAACUUGCAAUCGCAAUAUGAGACUUUGUCGCUUCGGACGCGUUACAAGCAGUCCUUAGACCCAUGUGUGGAAGACGUCAAGCGGUUUUGCAAUUCGUUGCGCAGGGCUUCUAAAGAUGAAAGAAUUUUGUUCCAUUACAAUGGGCAUGGUGUCCCUCAGCCCACACCGUCCGGUGAGAUGUGGGUUUUCAAUCGUGGAUAUACUCAAUAUAUACCCAUUUCCCUUUACGAUUUGCAGACGUGGUUAGGUGCUCCUUGCAUCUACGUUUAUGACUGUAACAGCGCGGGCAACAUCGUCUCGAAUUUUCAGCGGUUUGUACAGAAAAGGUUUAAGGACGAUCAAGAUGGAAAUCACGACAUGGCGGCUCCAUCGCCAACGCAGGCGUAUGCGGAGUGCAUUCAAUUGGCUUCUUGUCAGACAAAUGAAAUUUUGCCCAUGAAACCUGAAUUGCCUGCUGAUUUGUUCACAUGCUGUCUCACUUGUCCUAUUGAAAUCAGCGUUCAAAUUUUCCUUAUGCAGUCGCCACUACGAGACACCAAAUACUCUAUUUUGUUUCAAAACCACGAUCAACGGAAACAAAGCAGUCACGAUAGAAUUUCUGCUCGAAUGCCAACCAUUACGAUACCGGGAAAAUUGUCCGAUAGAAGAACACCUCUGGGCGAAUUGAACUGGAUUUUUACCGCCAUUACGGACACUAUAGCUUGGACUUCACUUCCAAGGCCCUUGUUCAAAAAGCUUUUCCGCCAUGAUUUAAUGGUAGCAGCACUUUUCAGAAAUUUUCUCUUAGCGAAAAGAAUAAUGCCGUGGUACAACUGCCACCCUAUUUCAGAUCCCGUCCUACCUGAUUCUAUUUCUAAUCAUUCCAUGUGGAAUUCAUGGGAUUUGGCCAUCGACGAAGUGCUCAAUAAACUUGUUGAAGAUUUGAAAUCUUCUCACACCAAUCCGGGAGACUUGGAUUCUAAACUACUUCCGCAUGAGCAACAAUUGGAAGCAAAGGACGCUGCAAUCUCGAGUGAAGACUCUCUUCAUUCAAAGGCCGCAGCGGGGACUCUAAGCACAAUGUCACUGGUAAACCACCAUCUCUCAGGUGUAAGCUCCAUUUCACCACAGCAACUUAGCCAGCAACAGCAACAGCAAAGUCAGCAACAACAACAGUUCACAGGGUUUUUCGAACAAAACUUGACGGCAUUCGAACUUUGGCUUAAGUUUGGAGCUAACACUCGGCAUCCACCCGAACAGCUACCUAUAGUUUUACAAGUUUUACUUUCCCAAGUGCAUCGCGUACGUGCCCUGGUUUUAUUGUCCAGAUUUCUGGACCUUGGCCCAUGGGCAGUGUAUUUGUCUUUGUCCAUUGGUAUUUUCCCUUACGUCUUGAAACUUCUUCAAAGUCCAGCGCAAGAACUGAGACCAAUUCUUGUUUUCAUUUGGGCACGCAUAAUGUCGAUUGAUUACGCUAAUACUCAAGCAGAACUUGUGAAAGAAAAGGGUUACUUAUAUUUUGUCAAGAUGUUGGUUCCAGAACUGGCAAUGCCAGUUGCACCUCAGCUUCAAAGAACAUCAAGCAGUGGCGGGGCACUUACAAUGAACGCUGGAGCAACUCUCGGUGCUCAGCGCCUGCAUCAUUACCAAACAGCGCAAAGUCAAGGGACAAACCCCGCCCUUGCUCUUGCCAAUAAUACGACUGAUGAGCAGAAAGCUAUGGCAAUUUUUGUUCUUUCCUCUUUUGUGCGAGACUAUCGCGUCGGUCAAAAAGCAUGCUUCUCUGCAGAGCUACUUACAAAGCUGUGUUUCUAUAUUGAAACGUCUGAGAUUCCUCUUCUACGUCAGUGGUGUGUCAUUUUGAUGGGACAGCUUUUCGCUGGAAAUCCUCUGCAUAAGCACAUAACGCUGGCAAACGGACUUACUGAAAAUCUUUUCACUUCAUUGCGUGAUCCGGUUCCUGAGGUUCGUUGUGCGGCCUUAUUAGCAAUCAAGGUCUUCAUUUCAGAGGUUGACGAAGGAGAACAAGCCGUUAAUCUUCAACAAGAGUUACAGCAGCAAAUUCAACAACUACAAGGACAGUUGCAAAACUUACAAACUGCGGGACAGCUGCAGCGUCAGCAAGCCCAAGUGGAGAGGCAAUUACAACAAUACCAGAUCUCUUUGAGCCAAUUCAAAACUUUGGAUUUGAGACAAUUAAAACGGGAAGAGAUUAGAAUGGCAAUCGCAGCUUUGGGAUUAGUGAAUGAUGGCUCUCCAAUGGUUCGGAAAGAACUCAUCAUAUACUUGUCACAGCUAGUCAAACGCUAUAUCAAUUUCUUUAUUGUCAUUGCCUUCAAUGAGCUCUGUGACGAAAUUGCGCAGUUAGAGGCCCCAAAUAAUGAGUCAAAAUCUUUCGAUAGCAGGCAGUCGAUCGCACAUGGCUCAAUUUUCAAUACAGUUUGGAAGGCGCUUUUGAUUCUGGCCGAAGACCCCUACUUGGAGAACAAAUGCUACGCUGAGAAAGUUGUUGACUACGUCUUAAUCAAAUUGAGCGAGCAUCAGCAAUUAGGGGAUGUUGUUUACUUCAUGGAAAAUUACUUGAUCAACCGAACAGUCGCUAAAACCUCGUUAUCCCCCACUCCAUUUCCAACUUCUACGACUCUUCCCACUCCGAAACGUCCGCUGAGCUUGUCUGACAAGUCUAAAGAGAAUGGCGUGGCUCCAUCGACUGAGAGUGUCAAGAGCUCAAAACGAUCUGUUUCACUCAGUGGCCUUUUAAGGACGUUGGGAUUUGAUACGGCAUCAGAGAGAGACUCAAAUGAUUCAGGCACGCGGAAGUUUAGUAAAAGACAGGGCUUAUCACCCCUCAGUGUUCCACACGGCAUAGCUCCACGGGCUAGUGUUCCGCGCUUCAGAAGGAUUGAAGGUCCUUUGGAGCUUCCGCUGAAAAGCAACUUUUUGAAAUACUGCGGUGAGUACUUCCAGGAGCCCCAAAUGAAAAGAUCAGAGUCAGAUGAACCAGGUAGUGUAGAUUAUACUGCUAGGCUAUGGCGGAGAAACAGGAACGAAGAUAUUAUUCAGACCACCCAAAACGAAAAGAAGUUAGCGUUGUUCGGUGACUGGUCUCACAACAUUGCUACUUUAGAUAAUAAAACUCCACCCAGGCUCUUAAGAUUCACUCAGUUUGAAAAUUUUUUGGCUUCAGCAGACGAUAGAGACAACAUCACGGUUUUUGAUUGGUUUGAGAAGUCAAAGUUGGCGACCUUUUCAAACGCCAAUCCUUUUGGCACUAAAAUUACCGACAUGAAGUUUUUGAAUGAGGAUGACUCUCCACUUUUGCUGACGGGGUCUUCUGACGGUGUAAUAAAAGUUUAUCGAAACUUUCAAGACCUCAGCAACCUGGAAAUGGCAUCUUCUUGGAGAGGGCUCACUGAUUUGCUGUUAACCCCUCGUUCAACUGGGCUGCUCACAGAAUGGCAGCAAAGUCGGGGAUCUUUGUUGGUGACCGGGGACGUCAAGAUUAUUCGGGUGUGGGAUGCACUGCGGGAAGCUGUUGAGGUGGACAUCCCUGCGAAGUCGUCGUCACUCAUCACAUCCUUGACGUCGGAUCAACUGUCAGGAAACGUCUUUGUUGCAGGCUUCUAUGAUGGAUCCAUACGUGUUUAUGACCGGCGAGUCGAUCCGCGAGACUCUAUGAUUAGACUGUGGCGCUCUUCGACCUCUAUGAGGAAUUCAUGGAUAACUAAUGUGCAUCUCCAAAGAGGAGGCUACAGAGAAUUGGCUUCUGGUUCUGGAAAUGGUAUUGUCGAUUUAUGGGAUAUCCGGUCUGACAAAGCAAUCUCGUCUUUCAACGCCGUCGAGGAAGACAGCUCAGACUAUAAGAGGCUAACUACCAUGACAUGUAUGCAGGUUCAUGAACAUGCGCCUGUGGUCGCAACAGGAACAAAGCAAAUCAAACUGUGGACUACUUCUGGAGAUCUUUUGUCGAGCUUUAAAAACACCACCUUCACACACGGCGGGGGUGUCGCCAGCACGCUCGCCACGGGCAUAGGAGGUGCACGUCUGUCCAGCUCCUUCAUCUCUUCUCUCACUUUCCAUCCACACAGAAUGAUGCUUGCAGCUUCAAGCUCUCACAGCACCAGCAUAAACGUUUAUCAUAGCACCGAGGUCCCAUAUUAA
Messenger RNA from Lachancea mirantina, 4530 nucleotides. The record is from the annotation of a GenBank genome assembly. NCBI's taxonomy places the organism in Eukaryota, Fungi, Ascomycota, Saccharomycetes, Saccharomycetales, Saccharomycetaceae.